Ipomoea nil (Japanese morning glory) is the source of this 1779-nucleotide messenger RNA. Its product is annotated as mediator of RNA polymerase II transcription subunit 19a-like. The record is from RefSeq and is a predicted model, not a curated record. Gene Ontology annotation, biological process: positive regulation of transcription by RNA polymerase II. Gene Ontology annotation, cellular component: mediator complex. Gene Ontology annotation, molecular function: transcription factor binding; transcription coregulator activity. The transcript has 9 exons. Lineage: Eukaryota; Viridiplantae; Streptophyta; Magnoliopsida; Solanales; Convolvulaceae. The coding region runs from base 440 to 1195 and encodes 251 amino acids.
AUUUUUGGAUAUACCCAAUCAAGAAACAUUACCAUAACAGGACAGUGUGUCCUUAUUUCUCUAUCCAUCCAAUUCUUUUUCAACUCCCAGGUGCGCGGGGAUUAGGGUUUUGCCCAACCGGAGAGCGCCAGUCAGGAUACUCACCACCACAACCCUAACUCUCCUUCAGCUUUGUCUUCCCCACUCCGAUUUGCUCCUUCAGGAGCAUAUUCAAUUAAAUUGAACCAAAGGACCGGAGAAUCCUUGUUUUACGGAGCCGAAAUUUCUGUGUGGAUCUCUCGUUCCAAUCCGGUAAACUUGUUUUACUUUGAGUGCCCCAUUGCAUCAAAGGUGGAUUUUUUUGGGAGAAGAGAAAAGGAAAUCUCAUAAUAAAACCCUUAGGCUACAGGCUCUUUCUUGAUCUGAAAGAAUUGUCUUUUCAUUUACUUGAUGCAAAUAGAUGGAUGCAGAUAACAAGAAAUUUGGGAGAGGUCCACGUGAGCUUUCAGGUUCUGUGGACCUUAUACGUCAUUUCAAGUUGCAGCGUCAUCAUGAAUUCUUCUGCAAGAAUUCACUUCCAUUGUCAGUAUCAGAUACAUAUUAUCUGCAUGAUGUAGUGGGAGAUGCAGAAAUUAGGAAAGGGGAUGGAAUGCAAUUGGAUCAACUUAUUGAGGAUACUUCUUCAAGAGAGACAAAUGCUCGGAUUCAACCAUUUAAUCUAGAUGUUCUGGUAGAGGCCUUUCAACUGAGGGAAACAGCUCCAAUUGAUCUCCCCCCGUCUGAGAAGGGCAUUCCAACUAUAGCGGCAAAAUCUAAGAGUGAGUCUAAAGAGAAGGAUAAAAAGCAUAAAAAACACAAGGACAAGGACAAGGACAAGGACAAGGAGAAAGAUAAAGAGCAUAAGAAGCACAAGCAUCGCCACAAAGAUCGGAGUAAAGAUAAGGACAAAGAUAAAAAGAAAGACAAAAGUGGGCAUCAUGAGUCUGGUGCUGAGCAUUCAAAGAAACAUCAUGAGAAGAAAAGGAAGCAUGAAGGAGACGAAGACCUCAAUGAUGUUCAGAAACACAAAAAAAGCAAGCACAAGAGCUCAAAGAUUGAUGAAAUGGGUGCAAUAAAGAAAUUUCAAGAUAAUAUUACACUCUCAGUCUUAACUAAACAUACAAGAAUAGUUUGUGAGCUAACUAAAGAUCGCCAAGACGGUGAAUUCAACCGUUGAAGUAGAUUUAGUUCAAGGUACAAACUACUGAAAAGAACAUUGUGUCAUAACAAGUGCUCCCAUUCAAAACAUAAUCCCAUCUUAUGGUUCUAAUGGCAUAUUGGAUAUCACAGCCUUUUACUGUUGUAUAUGUUUUUGCCCUUUUCAAGUCUUACUAAUAGGUCUAACAAGUUUGCAGCUUUGCAUAGUAAAAAGAGGAUGCUGAGUUGAGUGUUUCUAUUCAUCAUUUGUCUUUCCUUUGAGCUUGAAGCUGGCUUCUGAUCUUCAAAUGUUAGGUGGGAUUCAUAUAGAGGUUUUGUCGCUACUGAUAUCAUUAUAGGACCUUCUAACGUUGGGAAUAGGAAUUCUUUUUGUAUAUACUAGGAAGAAAUGAAAAUCAAUUUAUUCUUUCUGAUAUUGAGUAGGGAGAAUGGCAUCAGUUUGACAUCUGUUUCCAAUCAUAAUAGUUCAUAUCUGAAUGUGUAAAUCUCUGUAAAAUUUUGGUACUUGAGUCCCGUUGCCUCUAAUUGAGAUGCAUGCUCCUAGUAUGACUUAAACCUAGGUUGUUCUUGUCAUGUUAUAGAAGUACUGGUUGUUGCUGUAUG